Molecule: messenger RNA, 2417 nt
Organism: Hippocampus comes (tiger tail seahorse)
Lineage: Eukaryota; Metazoa; Chordata; Actinopteri; Syngnathiformes; Syngnathidae
Product: apelin receptor B-like
Exons: 1
Coding region: 83-1159 (358 amino acids)
Biological process (GO): neutrophil chemotaxis; G protein-coupled receptor signaling pathway; calcium-mediated signaling
Cellular component (GO): external side of plasma membrane; membrane
Molecular function (GO): C-C chemokine binding; C-C chemokine receptor activity
Source: RefSeq, a predicted model, not a curated record
GGGGGCGGGCGGUUGGUUGCGCCGUAUAUAAGAGCGGGCAGAUCACGCAGGCAGCAAGUCACACUCCCACCAGUCGAAAGCCAUGGAGCCCACCGCCAACCCGUACGACGACUACGACUACGAAUACGAGGAGUUGGAGAACUCCACCAUGUGCGACUACUCGGAGUGGACGCCGUCCUACUCGGUCAUCCCCGUGCUCUACAUGCUCAUCUUCAUCCUGGGCCUGUCGGGCAACGGCGUGGUCAUCUUCACGGUGUGGCGGGCGCAAGGGAAGCGGCGCGCGGCCGACGUCUACAUCGGCAACCUGGCCCUGGCCGACCUGACCUUUGUGGUGACGCUCCCCCUCUGGGCGGUGUACACGGCCAUGGGCUACCACUGGCCGUUCGGGGUGGCCCUGUGCAAGAUCAGCAGCUACGUGGUGCUCCUCAACAUGUACGCCAGCGUCUUCCUCCUCACCUGCAUGAGCUUCGACCGCUACCUGGCCAUCGUGCACUCGCUGUCCAGCAGCCAGCUGCGCACCCGCGGCCACAUGCGCGCCUCCCUGGCCGCCAUCUGGAUGCUGUCGGGAAUCCUGGCCGCACCCACCCUGGUCUUCCGCACCACCCGGCACGACCCGGGCAGCAACCGCACGUCCUGCGCCAUGGACUUCGGCCUGGUGGUGAGCAACAAGCAUCAGGAGAACCUGUGGAUCGCCGGCCUGAGCAUUUCGUCCUCCGCCCUGGGCUUCCUGCUGCCCUUCCUGGCCAUGAUGGUGUGCUACGGCUUCAUCGGCUGCACCGUCACGCGCCACUUCAACACGCUGCGCAAGGAGGACCAGCGCAAGCGGCGGCUCCUGAAGAUCAUCACCACGCUGGUGGUGGUUUUCGCCGCCUGCUGGAUCCCCUUCCACGUGGUGAAAAGCGCGGACGCCCUCUCCUACCUGGACCUGUUCCCAGCCACCUGCGCCUUCCUGCGCUUCCUCCUGCUGGCCCACCCGUACGCCACCUGCCUGGCGUACGUCAACAGCUGCCUCAACCCAUUUCUCUAUGCCUUCUUCGACCUGCGUUUCAGGUCGCAGUGCCUCUGCCUGCUCCACCUCAAGAAGUCCCUGCACGCCAGCCCCGCCGGCUCCUUGUCCUCCCAGAAGACGGAGGCACAGUCUCUGGCCACCAAGGUCUAGCGCGCCUGGAGGACUCCGUCACUGCUCGGUGCUUAUUUACGGGUUCCCGACCCUUUGUGGGACUACUGACUUGAAGAACUUUUAAGGGACCAAUUGUGAAGUAGACGUGUGGAAUGUAUCUCCAAAAAGCUUCUCUUUUUUUCUUUUUUUUUUUUUUCGUGGUCUUGGACUCAAGUCCCUACAACCGAAGAAUGAAAAGUCACACUUUUGUUCUUAUUCUUUCAGAGUACUCACACAGAUACUUGUGUAACAAAAAAAAAAACAAACUCUGACAGACUUUGAAAUGUAAAAAGAUGAAUUCUGACAUUUUUAGCCGUGACAUUUGGAUAACAUCAAGGGGGAAAAAAAAGCUUCUGUCAUCCGAACUUGUUUCCCUCUUUCGUGAUCAGGUCGCGUGGUGUUAGCUAGCUAGCGUUUUAUGCUAUCAAAACAAAGUGCUCCCAUUGCCUUGCUAAUGAAGAGACUAACAAAAAAAUUGUCAAACAUGACGUCUUACUCGUAUGUUUUUUCAGAUUUGACACAUCGCAUUCGGCCUUGAUGAUUCUUGCAUCUGACAACAAGCAAUUCUCUUAAACAAGGCCAUGGAUGGGGAAUAGCUUGCUUCUCCAAACAAGUCGCUGUCAUUAAUGCUCCCUGGUUCCACCAUGUUGCCGCAUUCCUUUUUUCCACCAGUCAAGAUCUCAACUACAGUUGACGUAACCUCUCUUCAUUUACAAUUUUUUUUUUUAACAUCGUUUUGUCAUUCCCUGUGGCUGAAAAAAACUAUUUUUGACUCAGUAAGGAGUACAAAGAAUUAUAGUACAUGUAAAAAGCCCUUGGGAGAAGUAGGGAUACUUAAAAGUACAGUAACCUAGUAUUUGUAUACAUCUGUAUACUUCAAUCCUGCGCAACACUGCAUUUCUUAUUCGUUAAGUACUUGAGGUGGGACAAACCGGCAAGACGUCAGUGUCUGUGGCAUUUCCAGCCUGUGGUGUGUUACUACAGUCGUGUGUACGUGUGUUUGUGUGUGUGUCGCUAUGAGGUGUCAGGCGCUGAUAAGCAUGGUAAGGAGAGACGGGAGGUCUUGAGAUGCAAGGAGGGGGUCUAGACAGACGGACAGAUGGCAGCUGACAAAUGUUUUCAGACUCCCUGGGCUCUGAGCCCAAUUAAAAGGUGACUCGUAGUGACAGGCAGUGUGGGGGUGUGUGUGUGUGUGUGGGGGGGGGGUGUGUUGUCAGACACAAUGCGUUUGUUCCUGACGAAAACAUGAAUUUGUGAA